Exophiala bonariae is the source of this 6825-nucleotide messenger RNA. RefSeq lists its product as uncharacterized. The record is from RefSeq and is a predicted model, not a curated record. Gene Ontology annotation, biological process: 'de novo' pyrimidine nucleobase biosynthetic process; L-arginine biosynthetic process; L-glutamine metabolic process. The transcript has 7 exons. Lineage: Eukaryota; Fungi; Ascomycota; Eurotiomycetes; Chaetothyriales; Herpotrichiellaceae. Gene Ontology annotation, molecular function: carbamoyl-phosphate synthase (glutamine-hydrolyzing) activity. Gene Ontology annotation, cellular component: cytoplasm; carbamoyl-phosphate synthase complex. The coding region runs from base 1 to 6825 and encodes 2274 amino acids.
AUGUCGCAGGAUACCGACAUACAAAAAUGGCAGAGUUUCUUAAAACAUCCGGAUGUCAAUGUACAGGCCUUCCUCGACCCAGCAGCGGCAGGGUCUGGCGUGCCUUCCAGUUUACGAUGUGUCAACACGAGAUUAUUCUCAAGGACGUUUGAAACCAGUGACAAUGCAACGAGGUUUGGCCCACUCAGUCUACCUGCUGGCACAGAAAGCAUACUCCUUGGUCUCAAAAAGGAUGCAACCUUCCGCGCGACUGGGUUAAAGGAUAUUUUGACGGCCACAGGAAUGUCGCCCACCAGACUGGGCGUGUCCGAUGGAGAUGCAAAUGCCUUCGAUAAAGCCGUCAACGUCUUUCUAGGAGGUGACCCCAUCGGCUUUCGUCUCAGCGAGGAUCUGGACACCGCGCCCAGUGUGGAGGAGAGGCGAAAUGCGAUGUGGCUGACACCGGGCGACAAUACUAUGCGCAUCGAUACUACUUUAACAUUUACUCCUGAAACUUCUAAAUUGGAUGCUCUCAAGGACAACAUCGGCCUGCCUAUCUCACUAGACUCGCUGCAGGCUAUAUCACUCUUCAUUCAACGAACUUCAAGAGGCGUACAAUUUACGACACCUGGUGCCACAGGCCCAACCUCAUCUGGAAACAGCAACAGCCCUUCUGUUGGCACGAGUGGUACCACGCCCAAAUGGAAGGUUACUACUAAAUAUCAAGUCUCUUGGAGAUUAGCAGUCGGGAAUUUCGCUUUAUGGAUCACAUUCGGCCCAGCGGGAUGUGAUAUCUCACUUCUGGCGACCCCAAGCGAAGGGACACUACCGGCAUCGUUAUGGUCUGAUCUGACAGGACUUGUCUCUUCUCUAUCAGGCAAAGACAUUGCGCCAAAGUCCUCUGCAGGAAUCCUUGAGGACAUAAACCUAUUAAAGGUGCGCUACACAAAGCGGCCUGGUGCAGGACAAUGGCAGAUCAUUGCAUCUGUGACUCUACCGAGCGGGGGUCCAGGCAUCUAUCUCGGCUAUGACACAUCAUCCUCAGCAUUCUCUGGAGGCCUAAUACUGCAAGGCUUUUACUCAAUCGAUAAUGAUAUGCUUCUCCCAAAUUAUGUGCCGAGCCAAUCGAUUCUUGCGCCUUCUGGCACAGUUCCUGCUAGGUUCUGGGAUCUCAGCAAGUAUUUCUCUGUCACGAUUCCUUCGUACCUACCAUAUGCUGUCAUCGCCGCCUCCGUCUCGUACACCCAAUCGAAGCAGGCUGGUGCUUCUGUUUUACGCCUUUUUGCGCGAGCAGUACAAAUAGCAAAGGUCUCUGGUGUAUCAACAGGCGGCGCUGAUGGAGCAGAGAAGGCAGCUGUACCCUCCGGAUUUACCUGGGACGAACUAGAUGUCUCUCUCGAGAAGCAACAGCACUCGUUGUCUUGUUCGUUGUUUACAUAUUUCACUCUCAAUUCACCUGCAGGUAAGUCAUAUCCUCCGGCAGAGAUGGCACUUGCUGUAAUCUAUGAUGAACAAGGCUGGGAACUUCACGGCUCUGUUGAAAAUCUUUCCGCUGGCCUGCUCUAUUCAUUCUUCGAUGCGGACAGUCAAGGCGCAGCGGUGGAUAUGCUCGGGAAGUUGAAUAUUGCAUCCUUGGAUCUUCUCUGGACACAUACCAAAGGAGGAGCCUCUGCUGCCUUUCUUUUCUCCGGCGUGAUAACAUUUGGUGGGCUGGAUUUGCGACUUUUUUACCAGUAUAUCACAAGUCAAGCUGAUGAUGCAUCCUCUUCCAAGAUCGCCGAUGCUCUGAAAAAUGCAGACGGUCCAAUGGUUCUUUCUGUCCCUACGGGAUCUCAGUCGAGCUGGCAGUUCGAAUGCGAUCUUGGCUCUUCGUCUGGUGAUGCCACAAUUGGUUCAAUUGCGAACUCAUUUCUAGACGAUGCCUCUGGCUCUCUCCCGUCGUUCGUUAGCAACAUUCCUAUCCCAAAAGCUGACGGAACAAACGGUCGAGCCCCUGUGUCACUGAAAGCUGGAAAAUUCCCUGCAUCCUCAAGCUCCGCGUCUCAGGCCAGUCCAGCCGCAGCUGGGACAAGAUCUGCCCAAGCAAGUGACAACCAGGAUUACAAAAUCGUCUUUGUCUUCCAGUUUGCCAUUGGAGUAUUUACCAUGUCCUUCGUCCAGAUUGCAGAUCUUCCCGGGGAUAAGAACACCAUACCCCAGCCAACUAAACGCUUACUGCGUUUCGCCGUCGACAAACUGCCGAUCAAGGACAACAUACCAUUGCUUGACCGCCUACCCCAACCGUUUGAUCAGCUUGAGUAUGUCUGGGUCAGCAAUACUGCAGCGAAUACUUCAGGAAGCAAUACCACUCAAGGCCUCACAAGGGAUGAGAUUGAUGUGAUCAAUAGCUCAGACUUCCUACUGAACAAGGACAAACUACUUGUGAAAGCGGCCACGAAACAGGGUUCCAACAAGGACAACCCACCCCGAGCGGGAGGUGAGAAAACAACAAGCCCAAGCCCGUCCACCAACCCUGUUGUGCUCCAAUCUGGACACCAUUUCAUGGUCAUAAACGGAGGUGAAAUAGUUGUUGACCACAUAUUCAAUACGUCAUCAUCCAAGGAUGACACUUCAAAAUCACCGCAGCAGCAGCAAGAGACUUCAACUCAACAAAAGGCAGUACUCUCAAGCAAUCACGCUCUCAAGCCAAUGGUGAAAGACGUGACUACCAAAACGGAUGAACCCACCCCGAGCCCACCUGCCAAGGGCUCUCUCACAUUCAAACUCGGACCUCUUGCAGUGGAUGCUAUCACAGUACAGUACAAGGAGCAAUCCGGGGAGAAGUCUCUUGUCCUGACGCUAAAUGCAACCUUCACGAUGGGUCCAAUCGUGUUCAGCCUUCUUGGUUUUGGCAUUACUGUAGGCCUUUCUGGAGACAUUACGUUGAACAACUUAGAAAAGGCUCUUGACGAUAUAGGAGUCGUCCUUUCUGGAAUGGCGAUAUCCUUCAACAAACCUCCUCUGUUGAUUGCGGGUGGCUUUGAACACAAGGUAAUUCAGACCGCCACAGGAUCAGAAAACAUCUUUCUGGGAGGUAUUGGCGUUAACUUCCCACCUUACACUUUUGUCGGGCUUGGAGAGUAUGCGAUCGUCACAGUGGGUCAGAAUCAAUACAAAUCUAUAUUCCUCUUCGCCAAGUUGGAUGGUCCACUCAUAACUCUCGAAUUUGCGACCAUCUCAGGGGUUCGUUUAGGGUUAGGGUACAACUCAUAUGUCACUUCACCAGACGUGAACUCAAUCACCCAGUUUCCUUUUAUCGACGAUGGAAGCACCGACGGGGCUGGCAACGACCCCAUGGCAAUUCUUCGAAAGAUGACAGAGCCUGAUCCCAAAGCAAAUGGGACGGUCUGGGUGCAGCCAAAGCUGAAUUCAUAUUGGUUUGCUGCCGGAAUGUCAGUCACUGCAUUCGAUAUUUUGAACAUCACCGCCGUGGUAAUGCUUGCGUUCCGAGACUCGGGCCUAGUUGCAAGUAUCUACGCGGAUGCUAUUGCUACAAUGCCUCCUGAUGCCCCGAAAGGCGCUGCGAUUGUUUAUGUUGAAAUCGGUAUGCUUGCAGAGAUGAAUUUUGCAGAUGGAUAUUUCAGGGUAGAGGCAUCUUUGGCCCCAACGUCCUAUCUUUUGGUGCCGCAGUGUCAUCUUUACGGAGGCUUUGCGCUAGUAUACUGGUUUCCGCCUAGUGAUCACUCUGGCGAUUGGGUAUUCUCAAUUGGAGGCUAUCAUCGUGCCUAUACACCUCCGGCCUGGUAUCCAGUCCCUACUCGCCUCGGCAUUUCUUUCAAUAUCGAUAUCAUUUCCAUCACCGGCGAAGCUUACUUUGCAGUAACUCCGAAAUGUGUAAUGGGUGGUGCUAUGAUGCAUGCAAGUCUUUCAUUUGGACCCAUCGAAGCCUGGAUGGACUACUCGUUUGACGCCUUCAUCAACUUCCACCCCUUGCACUAUACCGUGGACUUUGCUGUUUCUAUUGGCAUAAAUUUCAACAUUGAUAUCCUAUUUAUCCACAUACACAUUCAUGCCUCAGUGGGUGCUCAACUGCAUAUUGAAGGACCAGAAUUUGGAGGCGUUGCACAUGUUGAUUUUUAUCUUUUCGGCUUUGACGUCGACUUCGGUGCCUCGCCGAGCCCUCCUGUUCCACUGGAUAUUUACCAAUUCUUCCUUCUGGUCCAUAAGCCAGGCCCAGAUUCUAGCUCUGACCCAUCCCUCGCCCACGAAAGUCCUCUUUUCUCAUGGAUUGAUGUUGAAUCCACACAAAAAGACGAUAAUCUUUCUUCCGCCAAUGGUGCUUUAGUGCACACCCCGACAAGGGUGGUGGAUACGCAGACAGGUGCAGCCUUCAAGUUUAUACUAGAAAACGGGAACUUUCCGAUGCCCCAAGAUCCAGACACAUCAGGCGGACAACCAAAGAGUACCGGUGCAGGUACCAAAUGGUUUGUUAAAGGAGGGAGUUUCCAAUUCCGUAUAGCGACUGAUUUUGCCAUUAAUGAUGCAAUCCUCGUAACAGAGGACGCUAAGACACCAAGACGUCCUGACAACGCCAACUUGAGCGCUGGUAAAUCGUCCGCUACCGAGAUGGCUCCAGCACCGAUUUCAAGUAUCUGCUCUAAACCAAUGCAGCUCACUCAAGACCAAGGCAAGAACACGCAUUCUACCCUCACCAUUAGAGUUGCACGUAUCAUUUCCGAGAAUGUCCUCGAUCCCACUCCAAUUUACAAAUGGCGAAUCUUCACUCUACAGGCUAAACCAAUGGCGAAAGCGGUGUGGGGCAGUUAUGAUAGUUCACAGGACCCCUCUAAGAAUCAACGACCCAGCACACUGCUUGAUGGGAACUCAGCGACUGUUGAUAUGUUUAUGUCUGUCGGACUGUCUGCUCCCCCACCUGAACUCUGUCCGCGACCCGAAUGGCCUGGGUUCAUUCCCAAAUUCAAAGCAACAGCAGCUGCGAGGUUUGGAAUUCGGGACUUCAGAACCAAACUCGGUGGCACAGACUGGUUUGUACCAACGAGUCGACCAACUCAAGCAAAGUUUUUGCCGAGGGAACUCACUCAGACAGAGAAAGCGGAAACCAAUAAGAAACGGUGGGAAGAUACGAGCUCUGCCUGGUUGAAGUUGGACACGAAGAAGACACAAGAUUUGGUCGAUUCGCUGCUCAAUCAGGUGGCGACAACUCUACAAUGGGAUCAAAAUCGGUCGCAACUUGAGGCACAAGACAUCAGCACAGUUAAUUCUGCACUCCAAAAGCAAGCUGCUACUGUCAGUACAAGUGCGGCCAAGGAGCAAAGUGUCGAUUUGGCGUCGCCAUGGAAGCUUGUGGGCAACGUUCCGACCAAAUUGAUCAAGAACAUGGAGUCUACCUACCUAGACUUACCAAGGCUAGCAGAUUACAUCAGUGAAAAUAUGCUUUUCCGAGCGUUGAAAAAAUCGGCCCCGAGCUUCAAGAGCGUUUCAGCCUUGCAGUCGCGGGCUCUGGCAACUAUCUCGAACAAUACUCCUAGACAGCAACAGAUUCCCAUCCACAAACCCUCCACCCCGGCCCGUCCUGCCCACGAAAGAGCUACCCUCACGAUCCGAAAUGGCCCAAUUUUCCAUGGCACCUCAUUUGGAGCUCGAAGCAACAUCUCAGGUGAAGCUGUAUUCACCACCUCGCUAGUUGGCUAUCCUGAGUCACUCACCGAUCCAUCUUAUCGAGGCCAGAUCUUGGUCUUCACCCAGCCCCUCAUUGGAAACUACGGUGUACCGUCCAGCGAUAGAGACGAACACGGGCUUUACAAAUAUUUUGAGAGUCCCAACAUCCAGGCUGUUGGUGUGGUCGUCGCAGAUGUGGCAGAGAAAUAUUCCCACUGGACCGCUGUCGAAAGUUUGAGCGAGUGGUGCGCCAGAGAAGGCGUCCCAGCCAUUACCGGUGUCGACACUCGAGCCAUUGUUACCUAUUUGCGAGAACAAGGUUCAAGUCUUGCUCGAAUCAGCAUCGGAGAAGAGUACGACCAGGACGAAGACGAGGCUUUUGUUGACCCAGAACAGAUCAACUUGGUCCGCAAAGUCAGCACCAAGGCGCCAUUCCAUGUCAGUGCAGCCUCGCCCACGGCCCAUGUUGCGGUCAUUGACUGCGGUGUGAAAGAGAACAUCCUCCGCAGCUUGGUCAGUCGAGGUGCAAGCGUCACUUGCUUUCCCUUUGAUUACCCGAUCCACAAGGUUGCUCAUCACUUUGACGGUGUCUUCAUCUCCAAUGGACCUGGAGAUCCAACUCAUUGCCAAGAUACCGUCUAUCAUCUUCGCAAGUUGAUGGAGACGUCCCAAAUCCCGAUAUUUGGCAUCUGUCUUGGACAUCAAUUGCUGGCUCUCGCCUCUGGGGCUCGAACCAUUAAGCUGAAGUAUGGUAACCGGGCUCACAAUAUUCCAGCUCUGGACUUGACCACUGGCAAAUGCCAUAUCACUAGUCAAAACCAUGGAUAUGCUGUCGAUGCCUCUACUCUUCCAAGCGACUGGAAACCAUACUUUAUCAACUUGAAUGAUAACUCUAACGAGGGCCUCAUUCAUGCUACUCGCCCUAUCUUCUCGACUCAGUUUCACCCCGAGGCAAAGGGUGGCCCUCUUGAUUCAUCGUAUUUGUUCGACAUGUACAUGGACAAUGUUCAAAAGUACCGCCAGGGUCAGAGUGCAUAUGAGCCUCACCGAGAUAGCAAGCCCAGCGCAUUGCUUGUGGAUCUCUUGUCGAAAGAACGCGUCGGUGUCGACCUAACUCAGGGCAUUCGCAACAUGAUGGCCGCUGAAGCCCAGGAGCCCGAGCCAGUCUACGCCGCAGGUGCUGCUUAA